This is a messenger RNA of Peronospora farinosa, 1365 nucleotides long. The record is from the annotation of a GenBank genome assembly. Lineage: Eukaryota; Oomycota; Peronosporomycetes; Peronosporales; Peronosporaceae.
AUGGUCUCGAUUGUGUCCAUUAAGGCUCGCCAGAUUUUCGACUCGCGAGGCAACCCGACCGUGGAGGUCGACCUCGUGACCGAGCUAGGCGAGUAUCGUGCUGCUGUGCCCAGUGGAGCUUCCACAGGCGAGUUCGAGGCCCUAGAGAUGCGUGAUGGUGGUGCCGACUACAUGGGCAAAGGUGUUUUGAACGCUGUGAGGAACGUAAACGAAAUCAUCGCUCCUGCUCUCAUUGGCAAGGACGUGACUAAGCAGGCCGAACUUGACCGCUACAUGGUAGAGACCCUGGACGGCACACAGAACGAGUGGGGCUGGUGCAAGAAAAAACUCGGCGCUAAUGCUAUUCUGGGUGUGUCGCUGGUACUAUGCCGUGGUGGCGCCGCCGCCAAAAAGCAGCCCUUGUGGCAGUACAUCGCCGACCUUGCCGGCAACCCUACGCCGUGCCUGCCCGUGCCGUCGUUCAACAUCAUCAACGGUGGCUCCCACGCCGGCAACAAGCUGGCGAUGCAAGAGUUCAUGAUCCUUCCUGUGGGUGCCACGAGCUUCACGGAAGCCAUGAAGAUCGGUUCAGAGGUGUACCACAACUUAAAGAAGGUGAUCAAGGGCCGUUACGGCCUGGACGCCACGGCUGUGGGAGACGAGGGUGGUUUCGCCCCCAACAUCCAGUCAAAUGGAGAGGCCAUCGACUUGAUCGAGGAUGCCAUCAAGGCCGCCAGCUAUACAAACCAGGUACGUCUUGGUAUGGACGUUGCCGCGUCGGAGUUCUACACUGGCGCCACGGAUGCCCGUUACAACCUUGACUUUAAGAACGAGAACGCUCCCGAGUCAGAGAAGAUCUCGGCUGAGAAGCUUCUGGAGGUGUACGAGGGCUUUAUCGCGAAGUGCGCCGGGUCGAGCAGGAUCGUGUCGAUUGAGGACCCGUUCGACCAGGACGACUGGGAGUCGUGGAUGAAGAUUACGGAAAAGGUUGGCAAGGACGUGCAGAUCGUGGGAGACGACCUGACGGUGACGAACCCGACCCGUGUGAAGAAGGCCAUUGAGCAGAAGGCUUGCAACGCUCUUCUGCUAAAAGUGAACCAGAUCGGCAGCAUCACGGAGUCGAUUGAGGCCGUGACGAUGGCCAAGAAGGCCGGUUGGGCUAUCAUGGCUAGCCACCGCAGUGGCGAGACGGAGGACACGUUCAUCGCUGAUCUGGCUGUUGGUCUGAGUGCCGGCCAGAUCAAGACGGGUGCCCCUUGCCGCUCGGAGCGUCUGGCGAAGUACAACCAGCUUCUGCGUAUUGAGGAGGAGUUUGGUGCCAACGCUCGCUACGCCGGCGAGGACUUUCGUGACGUGGAGAAGCUCGGCAAGUACUCGACCUUCUAG